Messenger RNA from Dicrocoelium dendriticum, 406 nucleotides. Lineage: Eukaryota; Metazoa; Platyhelminthes; Trematoda; Plagiorchiida; Dicrocoeliidae. The record is from the annotation of a GenBank genome assembly.
GUGGAAUAUCCUAGCAUUCACGAAAGACCUGAUGGCAUCUGGUAUGCUAUUCCACAGGUCAGCGUAUAUGACGAGGAAGAAAUCAAAACGAUUAGCUCUCCAGAUUCGUAAAUUCAUAUGUUUCGCCUUAUUGCUGCGAAUCGUCCAGGUCGUCAGUUGGGCAGAGUCAGAUGAACAGUUACGCACCCUUCAGCUGAAAUGCAAUUUGGUCGGUCCAACUCGGAGGUUGCCUGUGGGAUACUUCCGUACACAGUUCAAAGGUCAUGCUGCCUUAGAUCAAGCGAAAGUCGUUGAUACCUUUAUAAAAACGAUUUCUGCUGAAGCAAGCACUUAUGAUAUAGAUUGGGUUCAAUUCCGCUUUCGACAGCACCCAAUUACGAGCGAGCGGAGUGAGUUGUCUUUCUGA